AUGGAACAUACAUAUCAAUAUGCAUGGAUAAUAACUUUUCUUCCACUUCCAGUUACUAUGUCAAUAGGAUUCGGGCUUCUACUUAUUCCGACAGCAACAAAAAAUAUUCGUCGUAUAUGGGCUUUUCCUAGUAUUUUUUUCUUAAGUAUAGCUAUGGUAUUUUCAGCCAAUUUAUCUAUUCAAGAAAUAAAUGGAAGUUCCAUCUAUCAAUAUCUAUGGUCUUGGACCAUCAAUAAUGAUUUUUCCUUAGAGUUCGGAUAUUUAAUCGAUCCACUUAGUUCGAUUAUGUCAAUACUAAUUACUACUGUUGGAAUUAUGGUUCUUAUUUAUAGUGACAAUUAUAUGUCCCAUGAUCAAGGAUAUUUAAGAUUUUUUGCUUAUAUGAGUUUUUUCAAUGCUUCUAUGUUGGGAUUAGUUACCAGUUCAAAUUUGAUAAAAAUUUAUGUUUUUUGGGAACUAGUGGGAAUGUGUUCUUAUUUAUUAAUAGGAUUUUGGUUCACACGACCGACUGCAGCAAGUGCUUGUCAAAAAGCUUUUGUAACUAAUCGUGUAGGGGAUUUUGGUUUAUUAUUAGGAAUCUUAGGUUUUUAUUGGAUAACUGGUAGUUUUGAAUUUCGGGAUUUGUUCGAAAUAACUAACAACUUGAUACACAAUAAUGGGGUCAGUUCUUCAUUUGCUACUUUGUGUGCCUUUUUAUUAUUCCUCGGUGCAGUUGCUAAAUCCGCGCAAUUCCCCCUUCAUGUAUGGUUACCUGAUGCAAUGGAAGGACCUACUCCUAUCUCGGCUCUUAUACACGCUGCUACGAUGGUAGCAGCGGGAAUUUUUCUUGUAGCUCGACUUCUUCCUCUUUUCAUAUCCAUACCUUACAUAAUGAAUAUUAUUUCUUUAAUAGGUGUAAUAACAGUACUAUUAGGAGCUACCUUGGCUCUUGCUCAAACAGAUAUAAAAAGAAGUUUAGCUUAUUCUACAAUGUCUCAAUUGGGUUAUAUUAUGUUAGCUCUAGGUCUAGGUUCUUAUCGAGCUGCUUUAUUCCAUUUGCUUACUCACGCCUAUUCUAAAGCUUUAUUAUUUUUGGGAUCUGGAGCCAUUAUCCAUUCAAUGGAACCUGUUGUUGGAUAUUCACCAGAUAAAAGUCAGAAUAUGAUUCUGAUGGGCGGUUUAAAAAGAUAUGUUCCAAUUACAAGAACUACUUUUUUAUUAGGUACACUUUCUAUUUGUGGUAUUCCACCUCUUGCUUGUUUUUGGUCCAAAGAUGAAAUUCUUAAUGAGAGUUGGUUGUAUUCACCAAUUUUUGCAAUAAUAGCUUGUUUCACAGCAGGAUUAACUGCAUUUUAUAUGUUUCGCGUGUAUUUACUUACUUUUGAUGGGCAUUUGCGUAUAAAUUGUAAAAAUUACAGUAGUACCAAUAAUAGCUCGUUCCAUUCAAUAUCUUUAUGGGGAAAAGAAGUUCCAAAAAAAGUUGAUAGAAAUUUUCUUUUAUCAAAAAUAGAAAAUAUGGUCUUCUUUUUUUCAAAGGAUAGAUAUAAAAUAUCUAGUAAUCUAAAAAAAAGAAGAUCAUAUACUUUCGAAAAAAAGUACACUUAUACUUCUAUGUAUCCUCACGAAUCGGACAAUACUAUGCUAUUCCCUCUGUUUGUUUUGGUACUAUUUACUUUGUUUGUUGGAACAAUAGGAAUUCAUUUUGAUUAUGGAAUAAUAUAUUUUGAUAUAUUAUCAAAAUGGUUAACUCCAUCGACAAAUCUUUUACAUCCCAAUGUGAGUUAUUCCGUGGAUUGGUAUGAAUUUUUUACAAAUGCAAUUUUUUCGGUAAGUAUAGCUAUUUUUGGAUUAUUAAUAGCAUAUGUUUUAUAUGGGUCUGUUUAUUCAUUGUUCCAGAAUUUGGAAUUCAUUAAUUCAUUUAUAAAAGGAGGUCCUAAAAGAAUUUUCUUGGACAAAAUAAAAAAUAGAAUAUACAAUUGGUCCUACAAUUGUGGUUAUAUAGAUAUUUUUUAUACUAGAGUUUUUACCUUGGGUAUAAGGGAAUUAACCAAACUAACUCAGUUUUUUGAUAGAAAUAUAAUUGAUGGAAUUAUCAAUGGGGUUGUUGUUGCAAGUUUAUUUAUAGGGGAAGGAGUUAAAUCUACGGGAGGUGGACGAAUUUCUUCUUAUCUAUUUUUGUAUUUAUUUUAUGCAUCAAUAUUUUUAUUUAUUUUUUUAUUCUUUUAUAAUUUAUUUUAA
Zingiber officinale is the source of this 2217-nucleotide messenger RNA. Lineage: Eukaryota; Viridiplantae; Streptophyta; Magnoliopsida; Zingiberales; Zingiberaceae. The record is from the annotation of a RefSeq genome assembly.